CAGUUUUAUCUGGUUUUGUGAUGGGGUCUCACAUAUUUGCUGCAGAGAGCAAGAUAAUUUUGACACCUGACCACACAGUUUCCGUUGUGGGAGCUGGAGGGUUGACUACAAAAAGUAGAAGGGGGAUGCACAGCCCACCAGACUCUUCAUCUUUUACCUCUGUACAACGACCAUGAUGCGCCUAGUCUGGAUUAUAUUUGUCUUUCAGCUGUUCUCCAUAAAUGGGGCCACUGAGAGUGGCAUAGUAGGUGGUAAGGUUUCAAAGCCUCAUUCCAGACCCUACAUGGCAUCACUCCAGAUUCAGGGACAACACACCUGUGGUGGGAUACUUAUUCGGGAGGACUUUGUUCUAACUGUGGCACACUGCAAGAAUCCUCAACCGAUGACAGUGGUGUUAGGGGCACAUAACGUAACAAGCAAGACAGAAAAAAGUCAGCAACGGAUCCAAGUGGCUGAUUACUAUCCACAUCCACAAUAUGAUGAACAUGAUUAUGACAUUAUGCUACUUAAGUUAAAAAACAAUGCCACACUGAACAAGUAUGUGAAGGCCAUCGGAUUACCUAAGAAAAAUGGGAAAAUCCCCGCCAAUGUUAACUGUGUCGUUGCUGGCUGGGGCAGAAUAGGAGCCAAGAAGCCUCCCUCAGACGUACUGAAAGAAGCCACUGAGAAGAUUCAAUUCAGCCAUGAGUGCAAAAAUAUAUGGCAAAAAUACUUCAACACUGAACACAUGAUAUGCACCAAGUUCGACAAAAAGAAGGGAGGAAUUUGCCAGGGUGAUUCCGGCGGACCACUUAUCUGCAACAGCAAGCCUCAGGGUCUAACAGCUCUUACUCUGCAAGAUGAUUGUAAUAAUCCCAAGUAUCCCCAUAUCUUCACUAAAUUACAUUUCUUUCUUCCCUGGAUUAAGAAAAUCAUGCAAGCAUAGUGGAAU
Molecule: messenger RNA, 931 nt
Organism: Seriola aureovittata
Lineage: Eukaryota; Metazoa; Chordata; Actinopteri; Carangiformes; Carangidae
Product: granzyme B-like
Exons: 5
Coding region: 173-925 (250 amino acids)
Biological process (GO): proteolysis
Molecular function (GO): serine-type endopeptidase activity
Source: RefSeq, a predicted model, not a curated record